This is a messenger RNA of Didymella exigua CBS 183.55, 1271 nucleotides long. RefSeq lists its product as uncharacterized. Bases 1 to 1107 code for a protein of 368 amino acids. Lineage: Eukaryota; Fungi; Ascomycota; Dothideomycetes; Pleosporales; Didymellaceae. The record is from RefSeq and is a predicted model, not a curated record. The transcript has 6 exons.
AUGGCCGGCUUGGUGAUAAUCUACCACCUUCUGCCUACGCGCGAUAUAGUUCAACAUUUUGCCUCUAUUAUCUGCGGAUUUGAGGUUAGGAAGACCUGGGUUACACGCUUUGUCCAGCGGCAUAACAAAGCGCUUACUCCACAGUGGACCUCCGCUAUGGCCUCCAAACGUCACGCUGCUAAUUCUUAUAGUAAGUACAGCUUGUACUUUGACAUGUUAGAGCUUAAAAUAAGCAAGAAGGGUAUAGAGCCUAAGCACACAUACAAUAUAGAUGAGAAGGGCUUUAUAAUUAGGAAGAUUAGCAAGCAGAAACGAGUGUUCAGCAGGACAAGCUACAGCAAUAAGCGCUUCUGGCAGGCCUUAGAGGAUGGCAACAGAGAGUGGGUAACGCUUGUAGCGUGCGUUGGGGCUUCUGGAGUCGCACUUCCUCCAGGCCUGAUUAUGGCUGGAGACUCCGGCAACGUCCAAGACGCAUGGGUGCGAGAUAUCAAGCAAUUGAAGCAUCGCUGCUUCGUCACACCGCUUAAUUGCAAUAAAGUACUCAAGCGCUUCCCUAAAGGAGCUGCCACUCUGUCUACCCCUCUGCCGCCUAAGGCAGGUACAACAGCACGCAAAAUAAUAAGGAAGUUAGACUCUGUUAUAGGCAAUAGGUACUCUAAUAAAGCAAGAGCUCUCUACCACAAGGUACACCACCUUGUGAUUAAGAAUAAGCUACUUAAUAAUAAUAUACAAGGCCUUACAGAGUUACUUUUAAUUAAGAAGAAGCAGGAUAAGAAAAGCAAAGCACUUACUUUAAUUAUAAAGGAGACUGCGCAUGCAGAGAAGCUUAAAAAGGCUAAUAUUAAAGAGCUUAAAGCUGCUAAUAAGCUAUACAACAACAAGAUCAAAGAACAGAAGCGCGAGGCAGCUGCUGCAGUGAAGGAAGUGCGUGACCGCAACCAAUUGCCUAACAAAGGCAAGCGCAAAGCUUCAAAAGCACCUCAGGCACCUGCAGCCAAAAAGCGUCGUUCUGCGCAGCCUCGAAGUGGUGCUGUUGCUGCAGCGGCUGCUCUGCCUUGCGGCACUCACACAACCCGCAGCAGCCACACCGCAACAUUAUAUAAAUAGUGCUUUCAGCAAAUAAAUUGCAUACAUCAAUUAACUAUAAUACUAACAAACCUCGUGAUAAUUACUAUUGUGGCUGUUUCUACAGCCUCAUUUUGCUAUGGUGCGUGAGGUGGGUGCUGCGUGCGGAACGCGGAACCGUGCGGCACGAGCUCCGGCACGGUACG